UUGUACGGCCCCCGGCUUUGGUGGAGGCGCUGUGCGCGACUCUUUUGCGCUUUUCAUGGUUAUGUUAAAUUAGGGAGCUGCUCUGUAUGGAAUCAUAACUCCGUCAAACUCGGCGUGAUAUAUUCCCGGAAAGGUGAAUACUAGGAUAAAACAACAGUACAAAAUGAGAAAUGGAGAAGAAAGGGCUGCAGUUUGUUGAGACUCAGUCGGCUUAGAAGAAUUCCCGGACCGAGGCUUUACUAUUUUGUUGCAGCGAAGCCAAAGACUGAGGUUUUAUGAAAUGCAGAUGGAGCAAGAUUGGUGAUCAGACGCAAUCAAGGCAGAGAACACAAGACCCCUAUCAUUUACACAAGCUUCUAGAAAAAACAGCUUUAAGUUCUACUGAAUGCAGGACUGUCCACAAAUUUGCAGAGACAAAAGAACAGCAAAGAAUACCUUAUUUUUUUUCCCAGUUGAAUGGAGAACUCUAGAAUGAGUAAGAACAUUAUUGGAUGCCUCCAGAAUCUAUCCUGUGAAUUCUGUCAACGGACUGAUGACUGUCCUGAAAAAUAUGGGGAAAAAAGGACCUAUGAGGACUAUAAUCUCACUGUUCAUUAUUACUGUGUGUUAAUGUCAAGUGGGAUUUGGCAGAGAGGUGAAGAUGAAGAAGGCUUUUAUGGUUUUUUACCUGAAGAUAUCCAAAAAGAAAUUAAUCGAGCUGCAAGACUGAAAUGUACUGUCUGUAAGAAAAAAGGUGCUUCAAUUGGUUGUAUAACAUCCAGAUGCAAACAAAGCUACCACUUUCCUUGUGGAAUAGAGAGAGGAUGCCUUUUCCAAUUCAGAGAAACUUUUCCGUCAUAUUGUUGGAAACAUAGACCCACUCAAAAACGUCUUGCUAAUUGUAAAGGAUCAUCACAAUGUACAAUAUGUUUGGAGUUGGUUGAACAAGCACCUGCAUACAACAUUUUGACAAGUCCAUGCUGUAAAAAUGCUUGGUUUCAUAGGGAAUGCUUGCAGUGUCAAGCUCUCAGUGCAGGGGUAUAUUUCUUUAGAUGUCCUGUAUGUAAUAAUAAAGAAAAAUUUCAGAACGAAAUGUUAAGAAUGGGCAUCCAUAUUCCAGAAAAAGAUGCCUCCUGGGAACUGGAAGAGAACGCCUAUCAAGAACUUCUUCAACAUUACCAACAUUGUGAUAUUAAAAGAUGUCUUUGCAAAAAUGGGAGAGACUACAGUGAACCUGAUAGCAAAUGGGAAAUAAAACGCUGUCAGUGUUGUGGUUCUAGUGGAACUCAUCUGGCAUGUUCCUCACUAACAAGCUGGGAGCAAAACUGGGAAUGCAUGGAUUGUGGGACCAUCCUUGCCAAAUCAAAUGGAAGUGCUCAGAAAUGGCGAAAGCGUUCUUUGAGUAUUCCAGAAAAAGCAAAUGGAGACAGUCUGAUGGAAGAUCCAUCGCCCAAAUGCCCUAGACAGUCUCCAGGAUCCCACCUUGGCAUCCAUAUCAGGUCCCCAAAGAUGGUAUGUUCCAAUGGUUUUACUCAGUGUUCACAACUAGAUCUUCCCUCUUCUAAUAACAGAUUUUUACCCCCAUCUGCCUUCAUCAGUCCUUCAGUAAGGAAUUUGUCUCUAAGAAAAAUGCAACUUGGAAUGCAGAAAACAGAAGUCUCCAAUAUUCUGAAGGAAUUAAGAUUACAGAUUAAUACCAAACCAACAAGACUGAAUAUCAACAGACAAAAUAUCUGGGGUAGUGCUCUAAAAGGAUUUCAGAAGCGGAACUUCAAUCCUGCUAACACUAUUGAAGUAAAGUAUAUAAGCUGCAGGAAUAAAAUAGAGAUGGGUCUCUGUUGCUCAUCAAAGGAAGAUUUUUUUCAAUUACUGAUGCUUCAUCUUCAGAAUUCAUCAUUAUUUGAAGGGGGCUACUCAAAGAAUUUGUCCUUUGAUUCUCAAGCUCUUAAAGAUAAUUUAUACUUCGAAGCAGGGAAAAUGAUUGCAGUUUCUCUGGUUCAUGGAGGCUCAUCUCCUAGCUUCUUUUCCAAAACCUUGUUUCACUGUCUCGCCUAUGGCACAGAAAAUGUGAAGCCAACAAUAGAAGAUGUUGCUGAUGUAAACAUUUUGGAGGCAAUAGAGAAGAUAAAAUCUGCCACAACACUGGGCAGCUUAGAAUCAGCAAUAAAUGAUUGCUCUGACUAUCUUGCUUCUAUUGGAUGUUUGAAAUCUGUAACAGCACUAUGUGACAAAAAUAUAUUGGUGAAUGAGAUUCUGAAUCACCAUGUCAUCAAAAGAACUCUUUUACCAUUUGAAAGCUUUAGACAAGGUUUGAAAACACUUGGUGUUUUGGAAAAAAUACAAAUGAAUCCCGAUGCAUUCUGUAGCAUAUUAUGUCACAAACCCGAGAAACUUUCAGCAAAACUCCUUGGUGAUCUCUUUACAAUUCACUGUUUAUCGGGAUCAGAGAAGGCCAGAUGCCUUGAUUUCUGGAUGGGUUACUUACAGGAGACAGAAGGUGGUGAGUCAUCUGUAACUCUAGAGGAUAUCUUAGUAUUUGCAACUGGCAUCCGCAAUAUUCCACCCAUUGGCUUUGAUCCUGACCCUUCAGUUAAGUUUCUGCAUAUAAAAUAUCCCAUUGGGAAUAGAGAUUUUAACUGUUUAGAGCUUCCAAUAACAAAAUCUUAUGAGAAUUUUAAAAAAAUUCUGGAUAUUGCCAUCCGACGUGCCCUAUUACAGUCAGAAGUACGUUAGUCACUACAAUGGAUACUGAAAACUGAAUGAUGAAGCACACAGGAAGCUUGCUACUUGCCUACUGGAAAACAGACAUGUUCAUCCUCACAGGUUUAAAAAUUGAUCAUGGAAAUGCAUAGUUUCAGUCUUUACAUUUUGAACAGUGUUUCAAAAUGAUGAGCAAACAAAGCUUUUAAAUCAAUUUUGCAUUAUAUUUGUUCUGGAUUUUGUUUUUGCAAAGUAACUGGUUCUUAGUGAUUAUAGUGUACCUUCCAUUUUAUAUCACAAAUGUUACACAUCAAAACUUCUGCAAAUGCAUUCAAGAACCCUUUCCAAUUUUCAAUAUAUCAACUUUUAUAUAUUGCAUUUUUCUAUAAAGAUUUGAGGUGUGGGUUUAUUUAUGUGGAUCCCUGAGAAGGAGAUGUUGAUUUCACACACAAACUCCUUUAACGUAUUCUAGCUAUUAAUUAUAAACAUGAAAAAAGAAAUUAAAGAUUACCUCAUGUUAUCUUUUCUUAAAUAUUUGUAAUGCUCUGAACAUUUGUGGGAUUAUGCCCAAAUAACUGUUUCCGUUCUAGAAUCAUUCUAAUUUUUUAAAAAUAUAUAUAGUUUUGAAUAUGAAAGGAUUUUUUAAAACUGCAUUGUAGGAAUUCUGUAUUCAGAACAGCUAUAAUUGGCAUCAGAUGUGUUUGUUAACUAAGUUUCAUUAUUUCAGUUAGAGAUGGUGAUACGUUUGGAUAUAGAAGUCUUUUUCCUUGAAACAACAGUUCUACCUGUUAUGGCCAGAGGGGUUGUAGCAUUAUUUUGGCUAUAGAAGACAUUCAAAUUCGCGAUGUCAGGUGAUGCCGUGUGACGUAUUGGGACUGUUUUGCCGUUGCCGGCAAUAGAGUGGGCGCGGCUUCUGCAUGACGUGUCCGGCCUAUGGGCUGGCAGUUUGACACUCCUGGGCUAUAGUGAGAGAAGUCUAAACAUUAGUCUGUUUUAAACUAAAACAGCUAUUUCAAACCUAGAAUAGAAUGUUUCAUACUGAAACUAUCUUCUACAAGACUGUGCAUACUAUAGCAAAUGUACAUAAAUGUUUUAAGAAUUAUCCUCACAUUUAUGCAAAUUGAAGUAAAUAUCAUUUGAUUUAAAUUAGAUAUUUAGAAGAAGGCUGAGAUGAGUUAGCUUUUUAUAUGUCCCAGAAAUACCAAAGUUAGAAAUGCCAUUCCCUACUCAAUCCUUAACUAGAAAGAUUAUGCAUUUGAUUUCAUUUUUCUAAAAUAUAUCUAUUAUGUUGGAUGCAUUAUACACCGUAUAGAGUAUUAAAUCUUAUGAAAUAGGUGAUGGAAUCAUUUACGCACCCACAUAACACUUUCACGCACAUGUAUGGAAACACCAACCCCUUUAAGUGGUUUUAAUCCAAAGUGAUAUGACAUUGCUUUUACUAGGAGGAAAAAAAAAGCAAAUUCCUGUUUUCCCCAGGGCCACAUUUCCCUGUUGGUUUUGUUGGGUUGUGCUGUCCUGAAAGAUUAAUCACAAUAAUUCAUAAUUUAAAAGUAAUUUCUGUCGUUACUUAUUAAAUUUCACAAUAAAAGCCUCUGGAGCUUAUCCAUGCUGUUCUACUAUAAAUUGUUUGAAUUUCAAUUAUUGAAAAUUAAUUGUGGGUAAAAAUAUACAGUAUACACUAUUCUGAAAUGUUCAGAAAAAUAUAUAUCAGACCAUAAUGAUAACUACUUCAUUAGUGAAGUUUUAUACUUGGCCAGCAUGUAUAUUAGUAGUUUGCAAUAAAUAAACAAAGCUUGCAGUAGGUACAGGAUAUUUAUUUCAACCACUUAAAUUCAUCUGUAGAGGAAGUGCUCAAGGCAUGAUGGAGUUAAUAUUUCAGCAGAAUGGAUGGAAUGCUUCUACUCCCACAGUUUCUAACCACAAAUUUCAAUUUUUUAUAUUAAAAAAUAAAAAAUGCACUUGAAAAGGAA
Molecule: messenger RNA, 4649 nt
Organism: Crotalus tigris (Tiger rattlesnake)
Lineage: Eukaryota; Metazoa; Chordata; Lepidosauria; Squamata; Viperidae
Gene: G2E3
Product: G2/M-phase specific E3 ubiquitin protein ligase
Exons: 18
Coding region: 457-2712 (751 amino acids)
Cellular component (GO): nucleus
Molecular function (GO): ubiquitin-protein transferase activity
Source: RefSeq, a predicted model, not a curated record